Molecule: messenger RNA, 1494 nt
Organism: Spodoptera littoralis (African cotton leafworm)
Lineage: Eukaryota; Metazoa; Arthropoda; Insecta; Lepidoptera; Noctuidae
Source: the annotation of a GenBank genome assembly
AUGAGCGCUUUUUACGAAAGUAUCGUUACGAUCGCCAGCUCGUUCUGUAAUAACGUCUUUAUGUCUCCAAAAACCUCACGAUACAUUGGUGUCGGAGCACUCCACAGUGUCGUCGUUUGGGAUAUGUUGGAACAGGUCGAGGUUGCAGUGCUCCCCGGUAAAACGGAGAUGGCAUUCGUGACCCGAAUAGCAGCCAGCCCUAACGGUCGCGAGCUGGCGGUCGGCUACGAAAAUGGGGUUAUAGCCAUUUAUGACCUCUAUAAAAAACGAGCGGUUUGCGAAUUUGCUGCUCAGAAAUGUGCUGUAACGUGCAUGCAGUACGAUGGCGAAGGUGACUUCCUGGUGUCUGGUUCUAAGGACACCGAGGUCGUCGUAUGGGACGUUGUCGCGAACACCUGUAAGGCUCGCUUCAACGGCCACAGAGGAGCUAUCACCAAUGUACUCUUUACGAAUGGGAGCAAUUGUGUGAUCAGCACAUCCAAAGACACAUUCGUGAAGUUUUGGGACGUUGCGACUAACCAGUGUCUCAAGACUUUGGGCGGUGAUCCAAACGACCAGGUAUCAUCUGCAGUAUUGUGCAGAGAUAGUCGAUAUCUGGUGACGGGCAACGAGUACAAGGAGAUCAAGGUCUACGAGCUGAAGUGGACAGCAGCUGAUGCCGCUAACACUGAGGUGGUGUUACAGUGUCACCUCAUCUACAGCGACACGUUGGUAGCGCGAGGCCGCCUGAUCGGCCUCUCUACCUACCACGAUGUGUUGGCGUGCUACACGGAUCGUGGACUAUUGAGUCUGUACUCGUUGCGCAUACGGACCGACGAUUCCUGCCCUGUGAGCGAGUCAAAGGAGAUUAAGGCGCAGCGGAAGAAAUUAGCGAAAUUAAUAAAACGGGGGAAACUGGCGGCGGACUACACAGCAGAAGCGCCGACAGAGCGGCAGUCGUCAACGACGGCAUCGGUAGACCAUCUGACCUCAUUAAAAAUGGACGCCAAGGUGGUGUCUACCUCUCUCCUUCAGUUCGCUGACGGAAAGGAACUACGCGCCGCCGUGACACUGGCCAACAACAGCGUCCAGUUGGUCAGCUUCGACUUUAGCGAAGAUUACAACAGUGAUUGUACCUCGAACGCUAGGCCGGAUCGCGUAACACCGCCGCGGCCCCCGUCGCCCCCGUCGCCUCGUUGCCUUUGUCCAUUGCAAAGGGGUUGCAUGGAUAAUUCCAAGAAACCCAGUGUCAGACUGCGCCAGACAAUCCACAAACAGAGAGAGAUGGCGGGAGAUUGUGAGAAAAGCUGUAUCGGCCACCAACACAAAUACGGCCGCCUUAAACGUGACCACGACCGCUCUGCCAAGAGCGAAACGACAAAGAAGAAUAUUCAAGGUGAAAAAUUUGUUGCUGUAAAAACCACAAGUACAGUUGCUUAUAUCAGUUUUCCUGUUUCAAAAACACAAGCAGUUAAAACUACGGCGAUUCAGCCCAUGAGCAGACCGAAGGAUUAA